Messenger RNA from Medicago truncatula (barrel medic), 1783 nucleotides. Its product is annotated as deoxyhypusine synthase. The coding region runs from base 269 to 1378 and encodes 369 amino acids. The transcript is spliced from 7 exons. The record is from RefSeq and is a predicted model, not a curated record. Gene Ontology annotation, molecular function: deoxyhypusine synthase activity. Gene Ontology annotation, biological process: peptidyl-hypusine biosynthetic process. NCBI's taxonomy places the organism in Eukaryota, Viridiplantae, Streptophyta, Magnoliopsida, Fabales, Fabaceae. Gene Ontology annotation, cellular component: cytoplasm.
GGAGCAAAUCGCCAUCUCCUUCUUCAUUCUUAUUCUCUAUAACAAACGGUCCGACCGGAUCCAAGUUGCACCGGUUCGAACCGCUUUUGUGACAUUACUAACGGUUCGAACCGUUUUGUUUUCAACCCGUGACAAACGUGGGAGGCUUCGUUGUUUCUUCUUCUUACUAAUUAUCAUAAGUUUUUGUUUUCCUUUUGAGUCAUUGAAGUCUUGUUUUUUGUCGUGUUUCUGUCUGGAGACCGUGAAAGAGAAAACGAAGAGUACGAGAAUGAGUGAAACAAAGCAAGAAGAUGAUACAAUUAUGUCCUCAGUUCACUCCACUGUCUUCAAAGAAUCCGAAAACCUCGCAGGAAAGUGUCUUCAAAUCGAGGGUUAUGAUUUCAACCGUGGCGUCGAUUAUCAACAGCUUCUCAAAUCAAUGCUCACCACUGGUUUUCAAGCUUCUAACUUUGGUGAUGCUGUUAAAGUCGUUAAUCAAAUGCUAGAUUGGAGGUUGGUUGAUGAACCUAUUGAUGAGGAUUGUGAUGAAGAUAAGAAGGAUUUGGAGUAUAGGAAAUCUGUUUCAUGUAAAGUGUUUUUGGGUUUCACUUCUAAUCUUAUCUCUUCUGGUGUUAGAGAUGUUGUUCGUUACCUUUGUCAGCAUCACAUGGUUCAUGUAGUUGUUACAACUACAGGUGGUAUUGAAGAAGAUCUUAUAAAGUGCCUUGCACCAACAUAUAAAGGAGAGUUCUCUUUGCCUGGAGCUUAUCUUCGCUCAAAAGGAUUGAAUCGAAUCGGUAAUUUAUUGGUCCCUAAUGACAAUUAUUGCAAAUUUGAGGACUGGAUUAUUCCUAUUUUUGAUCAAAUGUUGAAGGAGCAAAAGGAAGAGAAAGUGCUGUGGACACCGUCUAAGUUAAUAGCUCGAUUGGGAAAAGAGAUCAACAAUGAAAACUCCUACCUUUACUGGGCAUAUAAGAACAAUAUUCCAGUUUAUUGUCCAGGAUUAACCGAUGGCUCAUUGGGUGACAUGCUGUACUUCCAUUCCUUCCACAACCCUGGUCUGAUUGUGGACAUAGUGCAAGAUAUAAGGGCCAUGAAUGGUGAAGCUGUACAUGCAAAUCCUAGCAAGACGGGCAUGAUUAUUUUAGGAGGCGGCCUUCCAAAACAUCACAUUUGCAAUGCCAAUAUGAUGCGCAAUGGUGCAGACUAUGCAGUUUUUAUUAAUACUGCACAAGAAUUUGAUGGAAGUGAUUCUGGAGCUCGUCCAGAUGAGGCUGUUUCAUGGGGGAAAAUACGAGGAUCUGCUAAAACUGUUAAGGUACAUUGUGAUGCAACGAUAGCAUUCCCUCUGCUGGUUGCAGAAACAUUUGCCUCAAGAACGAAACCUCCUCUUCUUUGAUAAAGGUUCGCUGUCAUAACUAAAAGGUGUGCUCCACAGUGAGUGCCAAAUGUUUUGGUAUGGAACUUAAACCAAGGUCGGCUGUAUGUCAUACUUGAGGUCAAAGUUCAUUUACAAUGCAGUGUGUUUGAGGAUCUUGAUGGACCAGUUUGGCAUUGACAUUUAAUUUGACUGUCUUGUUAUUCGCAAGGUCAACAUAACAAGCAUUUUUUUUUACCAUUUAGAAGCAAUUUGAAGGAAUUGAGAGUUAUGAAUUGUGGAUGUAAAUUAUGCAAUGCUAACUAUAUUUUUUGGAACUGUGGUUUCUUAGUUUUGAGGUGUUGAAAAUUGUAAUCUUUAGAGCAAAUAAGACUAGAAAAGUUUCAACUAUCACUGAUCAGUUAUAGUAUCUUCAAUGUUUUCCAA